This is a messenger RNA of Ictalurus furcatus (blue catfish), 3507 nucleotides long. RefSeq names its product leucine-rich repeats and calponin homology (CH) domain containing 1 (gene lrch1). The transcript is spliced from 21 exons. Bases 269 to 2350 code for a protein of 693 amino acids. Gene Ontology annotation, molecular function: protein binding. NCBI's taxonomy places the organism in Eukaryota, Metazoa, Chordata, Actinopteri, Siluriformes, Ictaluridae. The record is from RefSeq and is a predicted model, not a curated record.
GUUUGUUAGUCAAUCCUCGAAAACUGGCGCAGCAUUAGUCGAUAGUUUACAGUAAAGCACUCCUGUAGUCACAAGAUCUGACCAGACGAGGGCGCACGUGAUCAAAUCCUCACCUCGCUUCCCUCAGCGCGAGCACCGUUGGUCAGUAGAAAACACUGCGCAAUCGCGUGCAGCAGGAUCGGUGGAGGACUGGCUGCCGCGCGCUAUUCUUCAGGGACAUUUUUCGGAGCCUCGUCGUUCUUGUUGAUUUCCGCCGGCGGCGGCGAUCAUGGAGGCGGUGUCCGGCGCGGAAGCGCCCAGAGUGGUGGGCGCGAGCCGCGGCGUGGAGCGCGCGCUGGAAGAGGCGGCGGGCUCGGGCUCGCUCAACCUCAGCGCGAGGAAGCUGAAAGAAUUCCCGACAGCGGCCGCGCACUAUGACCUCAGCGACACGGUGCACGCAGAUCUUUCAAAAAAUCGUUUGACGGAAGUUCCUCUUGAAGUCGCACGUCUUGUUUCAUUGGAAACGCUGAACCUUUAUCACAACUGUAUCAAAAGCAUUCCUGACACCAUCAUCAGCCUGCAGUCUCUCACAUCAUUAAAUAUCAGUCGCAACCAGCUGUCAGUGUUGCCGGUGUGUGUGUGUGGUCUUCCUCUGCGAGUCCUCAACGCCAGUAACAACAAACUCAAUGCUCUGCCGGAAAGCAUUGGCCAGCUCACCAGCCUCAUGGAACUGGAUGUGAGCUGUAAUGAGGUUACGGCUCUCCCGCGCCAUAUCGGACGGCUCAAAGCUCUACGAGAGCUCAACGUGCGCCGGAACCUUCUGUGUGUCCUGCCUGAAGACUUGGCAGAUCUACCUCUGGUAAAGUUUGAUUUCUCCUGUAAUAAAGUUUCCACUAUUCCCAUCUGCUACCGCAAAAUGACUCAGCUACAAUCACUACAUCUAGAGAACAACCCACUACAGAGCCCCCCAGCACAGAUUUGUAUAAAGGGGAAGGUUCACAUCUUUAAGUACCUCACCAUGGAGUCGUGCCGCAGCGACAAGAUGGCCGACGCGCUCUACCUGCCUGUUAUGGACCACCUCAGCCUAUCACGUCCCACCACUGGCAGUACGGAGGACAUUGAUCAACAUAAGAAACUUGACAGUGACUCUGGGGUAGGCAGCGAUAAUGGGGACAAACGCCUUUCUGCCACAGAGCCAUCUGAUGAGGACAGUCUGAGUCUAAAUGUCCCCAUGUCCAACAUCACAGAAGAGGACGGAAUAUGUAAAGACGACUCCAUCGAGCAUAUCAGUUCACUGACAGCAGACCAAAGCCCCUCUGACUCAGGACAGUUUGGCUACAGAGAUUCUGCCUAUACUACACGAUUCGUCAACUACAUCAAGGGUCGAGGUGUUGACUUCGACGAGCCCCUCAGAAUUGAGGAAGACAGUAACUGGGCAGCUGAGCAAUCGUCAAAGGUUAACCUGAUCAGCCCACUGAAAGAGGCUGUGGAGCUGUUGCAGAAUCCUAACAGAAUGAACAUGAGCUCAGCUGAUUUGGCUGGAAUUAAACUCUACCCAGUGGAAAUGGUCACAGUGGACGAAUCUCUUAAUGGUCAGGAGAGUGAAGACGGACAGACAACGCCUAAGGAUGGUCCGGAUGAAGGCUGGGAGUUCCAGAGGAAGAGGCAGUAUAUUCUCAAACGGGCUCGCCUGGAGGCCCAGCUUGCGUGCCAGCAGUACACCUUCUAUGUGGCUCAAAAGGGUGAGAUGAUUUGUCAGGAGAAGACAGAUGAUGGUCGAGCAGAGCAAGAGAAUAGUGAAGCCAAGAGCCCAGUGUUUUCACCACCAUUCGGCUUGAAGCCCCGAUCAGCUCCACCCUCUGUCCCUUGCGUGCCUUUGUCCAUCAGUAGAGACACGCCCAGUAGGCCACAUGAUGGAUGCAUUCUGCGCAGUGUUUUCCUGAGAACUCCUAAGAGUCUAGAAUCAGUGGAUCCUCAGUUCACCAUGAGGAGGAAGAUGGAACAACUCAGAGAGGAGCUGGAGCUCAUGGAGCAGCUACGAGAGAGCAUUGAGAGCAGACUGAAGGUUGUGCUUCCUGAAGAUCUCGGCUCCUCGCUCAUGGAUGGGGUGGUGCUCUGUCAUCUAGCCAAUCACGUUAGACCACGCUCGGUCGCUAGCAUCCACGUUCCUUCACCAGCAGUACCCAGGCUCAGUAUGGCUAAAUGCCGCCGGAAUGUUGAGAACUUCCUGGAUGCUUGCAGGAAGAUUGGUGUUCCUGAGGACAAAUUGUGUCUCCCUCAUCACAUUCUGGAGAAGGGACUAGUGAAAGUGGGUAUCACCGUUCAGGCACUGCUGGACGAGGCCUCGGUGAAACAGAACCUCUUCACAUGAACCCUGUUUUAGCUAUUGUACAUAACCUUGAUGAACCUUAAUGAAACAUUUAUCAUUUUCUAUCAUGAUAUCUGACAUGCACGCUAAUUUUCCAGUCAACGUUUAUUAGCCUCAUAGUCCAGAGGUGAACACAUGGAUAAAACAUUCCUUAUUUAAUAUCUAUUUAUUAAGAAAGAGUAGGGUUUUUUAAAAAAAGGUCUCGGUCCAUUACUACAGUUUACUCAGUUCAUCAUUUUAUUUUAUUCCACGCAUUAUUUACAAACUGACCCAAGUCAAUUCUGUUAAAUUGUUGUACUGUUAUGUAUAUGGAUCAAAUGGUGUGCAUUUGUGUUAAUAACACGCAGUUUUACUUGUUCUCAUAAUGCUGAUAGUGACUCCAUUAGUACACUCCUCUGCGUGUUAUGAGUCCUAACCGAUAUCAGUGAAUAAUGACAGACCUUUGUAUGAAAAAUGUACCUGAACCAAAUUUGAUUUAAAAAAGAAAAAAAAGAACUGCUUAGUAAUGAACUCAGACCUUUGGACUGUAUAUGUAUGUACGUCUGUGUGCUCUCUCUCUCUCUCUCUCUCUAUCUAUCUAUAUAUAUAUAUAUAUAUAUAUAUAUAGAGAGAGAGAGAGAGAGAGAGAGAGAGAGAGAUAGAUAGAUAGAAAGAGCACAUACUGUAUAUAGAAGAGAUGUAAUUGAAUAUGAAUACAUUAUUUGGACUGAACAGAUAAUGGGAUCUAAACAGAUAUACAAAUACGAACAAGAGGCACACUAUUGUUUUUUGUUUGUUUUUUAAAGAAAGUUUGACAGAAAGGUUUACACGGCAUCUGGUUGAGACUACAGAUGGGCUUUGGGAAUGGGAUCUCAUUGGACGCAGGAAAAAAAAAGUUGCGUGAGCAGACAGUUUUCACUUUCAUUCUCUCUCUAUCACACACACACAGAGAAAGAGAGAAAUUUGAGUUUUUUUCCCGAGUAAUGUUCAAUUUUCAGUGAGAUCGAACAUGUUUUAAAACCAUACAAAGUGAUAUUUGGAGAAUUAGAGAGGCAGUGCUGUGUGUAGUGGAAUGGCCUACCUGGUCACCUAACCUUAUCCUGUCCAGGUGCUCUGCUGGAAUCAGAUCAAGGUGUGUGUGUGAGUGAGUGAGAGAGAGAGAUUUAAAAAAAAAAAAAUUU